Molecule: messenger RNA, 539 nt
Organism: Sceloporus undulatus (fence lizard)
Lineage: Eukaryota; Metazoa; Chordata; Lepidosauria; Squamata; Phrynosomatidae
Gene: NDUFAB1
Product: NADH:ubiquinone oxidoreductase subunit AB1
Exons: 4
Biological process (GO): fatty acid biosynthetic process
Cellular component (GO): mitochondrion
Molecular function (GO): acyl binding; acyl carrier activity
Source: RefSeq, a predicted model, not a curated record
UCCCUGCAGGUUUCAUGGACGUUCCUGCGGCUGAGUCGCCAUUAUUCCGACCUGCCCCCUCUCACCUUGGACGGCAUCCGGGAUCGGGUCCUUUACGUCUUGAAACUGUACGACAAAAUAGACCCAGAGAAACUCACAGCAAAAUCCCACUUCAUGAAAGAUCUGGGUUUGGACAGCCUGGACCAAGUGGAGAUCAUCAUGGCUAUGGAAGAUGAAUUCGGCUUUGAGAUUCCUGAUGUGGAAGCAGAGAAGCUGAUGUGUCCCCAAGAAAUUGUAGAUUACAUUGCUGAUAAGAAAGAUAUAUAUGAAUAAACACCUGUGUCUGUCAAGAUGAGAUAUUCUGUCCUUCUCUGAGGGCUUGGAUGAUGUGGGCAGGAAAAGGGUGUCUUGGCGAGCAAGUCCCCUCCUGGGUGCCACUCACUGAAUCACCAUUGGCCUCAGAUGGAUAGUUCUGUCGGCUGCUGUAUUGAAUGUUGUACAAAUAUAUGUUGGCCUUUGAAAUAAAUGUGAGGCUAAUACUGACUCCUUUAUUCUGACAA